CGCGCGCUCUGCCUACGGAGCCGGCCGCGUGAGCGACGCCCUCGAGUUGGCGGCGGGCACGAUGCAGCUCCUGCUGAGGGUGCCCUCGCUUCCGGAGCGGGGCGAGCUGGACUGCAGCAUCUGCUACCGGCCCUUCAACCUCGGGGAUCGCGCGCCCCGCCGCCUGCCGGGGGUGGCGCGCGCCCGCUGCGGCCACACGCUCUGCACCGCUUGCCUGCACGAGCUGGCUGCGCGUGGCGACGGCGGCGGGGCGGCCGCCCGGGUAGUGCGCCUGCGCCGGGUCGUCACGUGCCCCUUCUGUCGCGCGCCCACCCCGCUCCCGCGCGGCGGGGUAACGGAGGUCGCUGUCGAUCCGGACUUGUGGUCGCGCUUGGAGGCAAAAGCGCGAGCCGGGCGCGAACCUAAUGGGAUGGGUGGCCCGGCUCGGGAAGGCGGCGAUGCAGCCCGACAGGCCGAAGACGAGGAAAAGGAGAGCGAGGCGGGGGCGGGGCCUAGGAGCGCGGGGUGGCGCGCGCUCCGGCGGCUCUGGGCCCGGGUGCGCGAGCCCGUGCGCGAGUGGCGGCGCCCGCUGCCCAGCAACGUGCUGUACUGUCCGGAGAUCAAGGACUUGCCCACCUGACCGGCUGCACGCUGUAACCGCGCGACCCUGAAGCUACGGCAGAAGAAAGAUGGGGACUGCAUCCUCGGGGCGCGCUAUAGUACAGGGGGGCUGGUGCCAAGCCUACCCCCAUCACAUCUCGGGUUGGCACGGAUGAGGGAGGUGAGCCAAGGGCAGGAGGGCACGCCCUGGGAGGUGUUGAUACUGCGCUGAGGAGGCUCCUAGACGAAUCGCCCCCAUCUACGGACUGUGUCAGCCUUGCAUAUUCAGGAUGGAGUGGCCCAGGGAUGAUAGAAACAGUCUACGUUCCCGUGGGAAGACAGACUGUUUCCCUGCCUGUGACUUUGGCUUUUGUCCAGGGCAGCUCUGGUGUGUGGGGGCAACAGGUCCCAUUUUAGCAAUUCUGUGUCAGUGACUUGAAAGUUUAAAGAAUAUGGAAUGGGAGAGAAGAGGCUGAUUUCCUUGUUAGGUUAAUCUCACUUCUCCAGCACCUAAGAGAACUGAGAAAAGUAAACCCUACCCCCUCCGCUGGUAAUGCCUACUGUUUCCCCAUGCCCGGUACUGCGUUCCUAGAAUUAUCAAGACGUAUACCUACCUAAGAGGGUAGAAGCCUCGCUUCAUUUCAGAAUCUCCCUUCAGCCUGUUAGGUCCAAAGAGCAUUUAUCGAGUCACCUCAUUAGGGCCUAUCAAGGCUAGGAGGGAGAGCCAUUUGGCAACAGCACUGAAUUGUGAACUUUUGAUAUGACGUUAUUUUCACAGCCACAAGGAACUAUUACUGUCACUACUGAAAAAAGAUGCGCAUCAUACAAUUUCAAACUCACGUCCCAUAAUUGGACAUUGCCUAUUUUAGGGCAUGGUUUCUAUUUAAAAAUCCUGUUAAUAUCGUAGGAUAAUGUGGUUAUAGUCAAGGAGCAGCAGCGGCGUCAGCAUUACUGGGAACUUGUUGGAAGUACAGACUCUCAGGCUUUCACCUGAGACUUACAGAAUCAGACUGCAUUUUAACAAGAAUCCCAGGUGCUCCAUUUAAAUAAAAAUUGAAGCAGCAUUGGUCCAGGUCCUCGACUCUCUAGGAUAUCACCAUCUGUGGGUGGAAUAUUUAAAACACAGUUGGUAUAAAUGAGAUCCUGUUUUAUUGAAGGUUCUAACGUGACAUUGUUAUUGAAGAAAUUUAAACUGUGUGGAUAGUUUACUGUGUUGUAUUUUCCUGAGUUAAAAAUGUGAACCUAUUAAGAAUAAACCUCAAUUUUUCUAACCAUGUUUUUGCUUUUUUUCCUGUCCUUAAGUCUUAAGUCGCAGCUUAAACAUUCCCCUCAGGCUUUCUGAGCCUUCAACCUGGCGUAGCCCCCUCCCUCACCCUCUGUAACAUUAUGCUUUCAUUUUCUGGUAGUACGUUUUGUCGCUGUCCCCU
Molecule: messenger RNA, 2006 nt
Organism: Hippopotamus amphibius kiboko
Lineage: Eukaryota; Metazoa; Chordata; Mammalia; Artiodactyla; Hippopotamidae
Gene: RNF227
Product: ring finger protein 227
Exons: 2
Coding region: 62-619 (185 amino acids)
Biological process (GO): protein ubiquitination
Molecular function (GO): ubiquitin protein ligase activity
Source: RefSeq, a predicted model, not a curated record